AUUGACAGCUGUACACCUGGUGUAUGCUCCAGAUUUUCACAUUCCUGAACGGAUGUUCCUGGAUGUGUGUGGAUUCCCUGGGUCCGUCUUCGACGUUUUCCUGAAGCUUCUGGGACCUGGCGAUCUUAAGACCUGGAGCAGAUGUCCACAAUCCGACUGAGAACCAUCACCGAUUUAAUAUUAUCUUUUCUCUCAACCACAUAUUGUGGAGCAGCAGUCAGCACCAUCAGCCGAUGAAGCGUGCAUGGCAUAUUCCCUUCGAAAGACAGCGGGAAUUUAUUGGUUGAAAUAACUGCUGAUCAUCAGCCCGCGAAUGUGAGACGGCUGGGUGGCCGCUGAGGAUGCAGCGUAAUCUACCACCAACGGUGUGGCGCCCCAUGGCCGUGCAACCGCAGCCCUCGGGCUCGUCCUGCUCCAGCAACGAACCGGAAUGGACGUCGGGUACUGAACAGGAAGGGGAUCUGAGUGCCACGUGCAGUUGUCGUCUGGAGAGAGUGGAAGAAGAUGUCCUGGUUGUCAGUGUGCAGCGGGAUGAUGGAUGCCUGUUUCGGGGCGCCCUCCUCAAAGUCAAGUCCUGGCCCUGUCCUGACAUUCCUCCUCUGGACGUGACAUCCGCACCUGACGCUGUUGCCAGCACCGUCUCCGGUCUGUCAGAGGAUGGCAUGGGUGCUGGUGUCGGUACAUUCCCCAAGGAGUUGUUAGCGUCGGUGCCAGACGGUGAGCAGGUGCCAUUGGGACGGCCUAAUCCCGUUAUGGAGCCCAUAUCCGGUCUCGGUGGGUCGACCGAGCCGCCAGCCGCUGCUGCGGCCCCACAGGCCGAUAGCGAUCAGACUGUUAACAGCAGUGAGGGGCGCAGUGACUUUGCUGCCAUUCAGUACCGCUGGUCGUAUUUCCAGAAGAAUCUUCCACAGUUGCCGCGGAAGAAUAUUCAAUCCAAACGGGAAAAAGAGAAACUGGAAGCAGUUCCAAAACUCAGACCGCGGAAUUUCUUGUGCACGCGGUGUAAAUUCGCGCUUCCGGGUUUCACGCAACCCCAGACACCCGCGUCGGUACCGGAAAGCACGGAUGAUGCCAACGGCAUCGCAGCCGCCACCCCAUCGCCGCCCACCAACGCCACUCCGUUGUCACCUUCCCACAUUCGCAAACGGAAGCCGCCGGUUAAGCGGACCAUCGUGCGACCGAGUUACAUUAUGGACGCGUACCCAACAGUGGGUCCUGAUUUUCCCGGUAUCAAUUCGAUGGUUUCCAGUGAAUCGUCUGCACCGGUGGCCACUGAACAGCGCAAAUCAACCACCCAUCGCUCCAAACGCAACCAUGGUGCAGCCAAGGAGAAAGAAGACCCGUUGGCUGUUGCGACGAUCCUCUCGUCACCGACGUCCUCCGGAGAUUCGGGGCUGAAAAUCAAGUUCAAAUUGUCCAGCGGAGCCGUCCCGGCUGAUAUUCCUAGCGUGAAUAAUAAACCGAAACGGGCGAAACGGGCCAAAGCGGCUCCCGAAGAGGAUGAAGAUGAAUUUAUGUGGCCACCCAAGCUGCGUAUCGACGAUGCUGCCGAAGAGAUUAAAGAUAAAGAGAGUCCGGAUAGUCCGGAGGAAUCGUCGGUCCAGGUUUCGGAGCCGGUGGUCAGCGAUGUUUCGCGUCCCAUGGUAACUCUGGCGACCCCUGCCAAACCAAAACGACGAGGCCGUCCUACUGCGAAGGUGCUUGAAAAUGAAGCGGCGGGGCAUGGGUCUAUAGCGGAGACAACAGAAAAGCAGCCGGAGCAGAAGAAAGCGAGAACAAGGGAUGCCAUUUUAUCCAAGUCCGAAUCGGAUGCUGAUAAUUUGCCAAAGGCUCGCUCUGUCGAUAGCUGUGUCACUAAGGAUGGUAGAACGUUCAACGUCGGUGACGUGGUGUGGGGAAAAUUGACUGGAUAUCCGUGGUGGCCAGGCAAAAUCAACCAUAUAGUCGUAUGCGAUGAUCCGAUGCUACAGAAUACCGCUAGUAGUGCCGCCUUGACGGAUCCCCGUUCUCCUCCUGUGCUGCAGUAUCAAGAAGCUCAAAUCGAAUGGUACGGUCAGAAAUCGUCCAUUUCCUACAUUGAAGUUAUGCAGUUGAGUCACUAUGUGGAAGACUAUCAGAAAAAAUACAAGCCGAAAGAACGAGCCGGUGGCUAUCCGGAAGCCAUCAAGGCCGCCAACGCGGCGGCUAAUCGGCCCAAUCGCAACACAGUAUCGACGGAACGCACUUCCGAGCCCGCACGCGACAGCGUCCCCCGUGGACGGGGGCGUGGCCGUGGCAAAGCCAGUGGACAACGUCGACGCGUUGUAUCCGAUGAAGAUGUGGAAGAGCCGGACAUCUUGUCACAGUUAGCCCGCGAGACGCUGGAUAAAGAGCGGGCCCAAGCCGUCCAGGAACCUUCCCAGUCCAAUGUCUCGCUACUGCCGAGUGCCCAUGAGUCUUCUCUCACCGCGGUCAGCGGAGGCGAGAUUCUGGCGAAGGAUAUUUAUAACUUUGAGCCCACGGAUACGUCGGCGGCCCCACAUCCGCAUGGGCCGCGCAGUGGACGCACGUCGUCGUCCAGUCGCGGGAGCGGUCACUCUGCGCACAACCAUGAACAUUUGGAUCACAGCGGUAUCACGGUGUUCCCGCUGGGCAUACCGGGACGACAUCAGGCCCAACCGCAUUCCAGUCGUACUGGAAAUUUUGCGUCGAGUUUCGGGCGGACCUUCCCGCUGGAUAUCCAUCCACCCAUUCUGCCGAUGAACAAUAAUGUGGGAGUGACUAGUAAUCAAAACGGCACGGGCUCAUUUGCAGCGGAAGAACGACCGCCUGGCUCAAAUGUCUGGCCAACUACAUAAAUACGAAACCUUUCUGUUUAAUGAAAUUGUACUGAAAUUAUUGGGGAGUGACGGAAUGAGACAGUGAGCGUGGCUUUUGUGAUGUAGGGACAGAGGGUGGGUUGAUGUGCUGGGGAGCAGCGCAAAUAAGGAGAAGGCGUGCAGAUUUACGUAUACAUUGGGAAUGUUUUUAAAAGAAUUUAGUUGUAGUACUUAUAUUGUUUCUUUCGGGGACAGUGGUUUGCUUGUUUUUAGCAUUGGGCUGUCGUAGUUGCUUAUGUUGGAGCUUUAUACGAAAUGGCUGUUUUAAUUUCAUAGGUAAUCCUUCGCGUUUUAUGUUCUUGUCUGGUCUUUGUAGAUAAAUUAGGUGACGUGCACGUCUGACAGAAUGAAAUUGAUUGUGUUUUUAUUUCGGGAAGAACUGUCUUACGCGAUCGGUACAUUUGAGUGACUAGUUGUUCAAAAUUCUUUACGCGGAAUUAAACAAUUUGAGAAUG
Molecule: messenger RNA, 3313 nt
Organism: Paramacrobiotus metropolitanus
Lineage: Eukaryota; Metazoa; Tardigrada; Eutardigrada; Parachela; Macrobiotidae
Product: PWWP domain-containing protein 2A-like
Exons: 7
Coding region: 342-2837 (831 amino acids)
Source: RefSeq, a predicted model, not a curated record